Molecule: messenger RNA, 441 nt
Organism: Bipolaris maydis ATCC 48331
Lineage: Eukaryota; Fungi; Ascomycota; Dothideomycetes; Pleosporales; Pleosporaceae
Source: RefSeq, a predicted model, not a curated record
ACCCCCCACCACUUUGACUCAAUUUUUCUCCACAACAAGAUGUCGCAGCGUUUUGGGACUUACGCGGAGAUUGAAGAGCGUAUUGAAAUUGCUAUUGCUGAGUUAGAUAGUGGUAUCCACGCAAAUGUACGCGCAGCAGCAGACUACAAUCAUGUGCCCUACAGCAGGCUCCAAAAGCGCGUCUCAGGCCGCGCAUCAAAAAUGGAUCGCGCUGCACCAAAUCGAAGGCUCAAUCAGCAACAGGAGGAUGCCCUAAAGGCCUAUAUUACUCGAUGCGACGCGUUAUACAUGCCUCCUCUCAUGCCGCAGCUGAUUUCUGCCGCGCAGCGGAUCCUUGAUCUCGAGCACUCAGAUGGCAAGGCACCACCCAUAGGCAAAAACUGGAUCUCACGAUGGCUGGCGCGCAACCCAGACUGCCGCCGCAAGAAACAGAAAAAGUAG